Messenger RNA from Meleagris gallopavo (turkey), 8235 nucleotides. NCBI's taxonomy places the organism in Eukaryota, Metazoa, Chordata, Aves, Galliformes, Phasianidae. The record is from RefSeq and is a predicted model, not a curated record.
CAGUUUGCAAAAUCGCAAGAGCUGCCAAAAUUAAACUGUGAAGUCAGGCGGGAAGGCAACCAAUGGCCGACGAGAUCAGAAGUUCAGAGAUGCCCCAGAUGAGCUCCCAACAAGUGCGGCCGACGUACACCGGAGUUUAUUAAGGAUGUUGAGAGGAGGGGAAAUAUUGGCGCAGAAGAUGCCCAGCUGGUGAGGAGGGACGGGUGGUGAUACUCAGGUCACUUGAUGAAUCCCAUUGGCCAAGCCCCUGGGAGAUCCCACCCAUCCGCAAGUGUAAAAUAAAUCUCUAAAGUUGUAUCUGGCGUACCACUUGACCUUAUUGCGUUUGGCCGGCUGGCUUUGUAUCUAUUAAUUUAUUUUUUUGCCCGUGCCCUAAGAGGGGCUGGAAGGAAAUGAAUUUUGAAGCGGCGCCGUUCAGCACCUUGCAGUACUACCCCGAUCCCUGCAUCCCACGGUUCGUAGAAACUCCGAGCCACUUCUCCUGGAAGGAGAGUUACUACCGCUCAGCCAUGUCCCAGAGCUCGCAGCCCAGGGAGUUCCUCAGCCCAGAGGUGAUCCAGCAUAUCUGGGACUUCCUGGAACAGCCAAUAUGCUCGGUUCAGCCAAUUGAUUUGAACUUCAUUGAUGACCCAUCUGAAAAUGGCCCUACAAACAAGAUAGAGAUCAGCAUGGAUUGUGUCCGUCUGCAGGAUACGGAGCUGACUGACCCAAUGUGGCCGCAGUACACGAACCUGGGGCUCCUAAACAGCAUGGACCAGCAGAUUCAGAAUGGCUCUUCCUCUACCAGCCCCUACAACACGGAGCACGCGCAGAACAGCGUCACGGCCCCUUCGCCUUACGCCCAGCCCAGCUCCACUUUUGAUGCCCUCUCGCCCUCCCCAGCCAUCCCUUCCAACACAGACUACCCAGGACCUCACAGCUUCGACGUAUCAUUUCAACAGUCCAGCACAGCAAAGUCUGCAACGUGGACGUAUUCCACUGAACUGAAGAAGCUGUACUGCCAGAUUGCCAAGACAUGCCCCAUUCAGAUCAAAGUGAUGACCCCACCACCCCAGGGAGCUGUCAUCCGGGCUAUGCCAGUCUACAAGAAAGCAGAGCACGUCACCGAAGUGGUCAAACGCUGCCCGAACCACGAGCUGAGCCGGGAGUUCAACGAGGGGCAGAUCGCACCUCCUAGCCACCUGAUCAGAGUGGAAGGAAACAGCCAUGCCCAGUAUGUGGAAGACCCCAUCACUGGGAGACAGAGUGUGCUGGUCCCAUAUGAGCCACCUCAGGUUGGUACUGAGUUCACAACAGUCUUGUACAACUUCAUGUGUAACAGUAGCUGUGUAGGAGGGAUGAACCGUCGCCCAAUUCUCAUCAUUGUCACACUGGAAACCAGAGAUGGGCAAGUCUUGGGCCGCCGAUGUUUUGAAGCUCGCAUUUGCGCUUGCCCAGGCAGAGAUCGCAAAGCAGAUGAGGACAGCAUCCGCAAGCAGCAAGUUUCUGACAGCACAAAGAAUGGUGAUGGUACGAAACGCCCUUUUCGACAAGGAACUCAUGGCAUACAGAUGACAUCUAUCAAAAAAAGACGUUCUCCAGAUGAUGAGCUCUUGUACUUGCCAGUGAGGGGACGAGAAACGUAUGAAAUGCUGCUGAAGAUCAAGGAGUCCCUGGAACUUAUGCAGUACCUUCCCCAGCACACAAUUGAAACUUACCGGCAGCAGCAGCAACAACAGCACCAGCACUUGCUCCAGAAGCAUCUCCUUUCGGCCUGCUUCAGGAGUGAACUCGUGGACUCAAGGAGAGACUCUCCCAAACAGACCGAUACCAUCCUAAAACAUUCCAGCCCCCCAAAGCCAUCAGUAUAUCCAUAAAUGGAACUGGCGGGCUGGAUUUGCCCAGCUCGUGGGACUAGGAGCACUGGGGCAAAUAUGCAGCCUGAUAGCAACAGAGUACAUAGUGAGAGUAAUCUCCUGAAGGGACUCAAACUUUGCCAAAACAACAGACGCUUCUACAGAUCUCUUAGCUGUAGCCGGUGGCGCUGGGAGCUCUGGAACCAUGAUGUUGUCUGUCUUGGUGUAACUUUUUCUUCUUGUUUUUGUAAUCUCUUUCCUGUUAACUUCUGUAUUUGUGAAACACAGUAGGGUUUCUCUGAGCAGGUCUCAAUUUUAAAAUGCCUUGUCUUGUAUAAAUUUAAGAAAGUAUUCAUGGGCUGGGUGGGGAUAGGAGGAGGGCGGGAUGUUUUGAAGUCUGUGCUAAUCUGUUAGGCCUGUUUUAAUGCCGUUUAUGCAGUAAUAGUGCAAUUAGCUGAAGUAUCUGUACUGCUGGACAGAAGGAAGUAGUAACUAUAUCAGCACUAAUUAAGUCAUUUUUCCCUUGUAGAAAUGCCCUCUAGUUUGGUGUUAUGAAUUGUUUCCCUCUAUUUCAUAAAAAGUCUGAUCUAAAAUAAAUAAAAAUUACAGGGAAGACUGGACGACGCUGUCAGACUUUGCACAGAAACUUCUGGGCUUAGUCCAGAUGUACUGAACUUAAAAACCUCCUUCCUUGCUCUCGUGAGCUCAGUCCAAGUGGACAAGUGAAGGUGAAGUUGGAGCCUUGCUGUGUAAUGACAUCCACGCGUACCCAGUGUCCCUGUUCCUUUGUUAUUGAGGAUGUAAAGGGCAAUCUGCUCAUUGCAUGACCUGUAGAAAGUCCAAAGAUGAGAGCUCACCCCUUUCCAUGCAGACUUUCAGCAGUUAUUAGAUAUUCCUUCAUUAAGCUUACUACAUUGUACCCUUCGCUACUGUCCGCAGCUCAAAGAAGAGUGCCAGCAUCUUAGAGAUAGCUCAGCCUGAUGGCCUUAAGCCAUGCCUACUUUGUCCAGUAAUCCUGCAAUCAGUAGCCAUUGCUUUUGCUCAGUGUGUCUGAGCUUUUGCUCUGUGGUCUGAAUUAGCAAUUCCUGCACAGAAGACCCUUUCUCCAUAAGGACUCGUAACCCUUUAUACUGCUGGCGUCAAAUCUACCUCUGGAAGGUGUUUGAAGGGGGCUUGACAAGGUUUGUGUUCUUUAGAAGUUUAAUGUCUCAGUGCCAAACCCAGAUCAGCACAAAGGAAGAAUGGUGAACAGGCAAGUAAAACAUGCCAUGGAAUUAAACUGGUAUUGCUGACUGUGGCUCUGGGAGCAGAUACUGGAGAUGAGAGGGGCUGUGGAGAUGCCUGCUGUGGCUUAUCUUCACAAAGAGCGGUCCCUGAUGCUGAUAGAAAAGUGUCCUUCUGCCCGUGUUCUCAGACAGUAGCAUCUCAUCUAGGGAACCCUGCGGUGUUCAUGGCUGUGGAAAGUAGAAAUGUGAAAAGCUUUCUGAGGGGCGCAGUAGGAGAGGAGCUUCCUGCACGCUUGGAUGCAUAUGCCAAGGAUCAGCUGUCCAUGGGAACUGUGAGCUGGGGGCUGGAUCAGUACUAAUGGGAACCUGUGUACCUGUAACUCUGCACUAGAUUUACUUGAGGCAGGUGCGUACCCACCACUGAUACACUUCUGGUUAGGCACAGCCUGAAGAAAAGAUGCCUUUCAAAUGUGGAACAGGGCUUCUGGCCACCCACAAAGAAAGAGAAGGCCUGAUGCAGUGGGAGAUCUCUUAUCUCUGAACAUCUCAUCAUCUGCUUCCAGGCAAUAGAGCUGUGAUCUAAGCAGGUGAUGACUUGCUCCAAAAUCUCUUUUGAGAGCUGUAUUCCAUCUCUGGAUAUCUCCUUUGUUGUCUUAAUGAGACGACUUCUACCAUAAGAGUGCGGGGGAGAGCUGAUGUAGAAGAGCCCCAAAAAAGUGAUUAACUAUAAAUAAUAACUAAACACCAGCAGUUUACUAUUCAUACAGUUGCACUUGUACCAUUGUUUUUUAUAUAAAAUCAGUCAAAUCAAGUACCUCUUCACUUUGGGGACUGCGGGAAAUACUUUGAGAUCACAGAAAAGAUAUUUUUCCCUCUGUGCCUUUUUAUUUGGGACAAGAAAGGCAACACUCAUUCUCAGCUCUCACAAAGGGAAACUAUCUGAACUGCAAAUGCAGCCCAAAUGUGGGCCUGGCAAUGUUGGUCUGUUCUUCCAAGACGGGUUCAUUACAUUGAUUCUGUCUGCUUAUGGAUGGCAAUGUGGAAAUGCUGGGAUGGAGUAAAUACUGGGAUAAGGGUACCUAAUGCAUAUCAAGAGCAUCCCAGCUGAUGCUCCAGAUGAUUGUUUAUUCUGGACUGUGGGAAAACUCUUGCACCACUUAGGCAAUACAAAUACAGCAUCUGGGGCUUGCACAAAGCAAGCGAGUGAAUUAGUUGGAUCCCUCUGUCCUCUGGAAAGGCUCUUACGUUUGUACACCUUGCUUAGAAGUGGAUGACUUGAAGGUGGUCUUAAUGGUGACUCUGUUUGCCCUCCAGCUAGAAGGUGAUUAUCUUAGGAAGCGCAGCUUUUUCCAUCAAAUAAUCUGGAGCUGGAAGUAGCUGAAAUUGCUUUUCUGUCUCUCCUCUGCAGCUAGACAAAAGAACAAAACCCUUUUCUCAGCCAGCUGUCUUUUAGAUUUUUCACCUUUUACUUCAGAAAAGUAAGCCUUUCAAGGAAUAACCAGUUAAUACUGGGCCUUGUCAGUCUUUGUCAACUAGUUAAUGUAUAUCCACUUACAGCUGUGUUCCCUGAAGAGCAUAUCACAUCCACUGCUUAUAUUGGGAAAUUCCCAAACCUGAUAUCUAAUGGGAAUUGUGGCUGUGCUGUAGCUGCUCUCUACCUUGUGACAGCCAGAGCUGCUGCUUUCCAUGCUCUCAGUUGGUUACUAAGCAUGCAAACCACUUUUGUGGUGGAAAAAAAAUGCUCUAUUGGUUGCUUAAAACUACACCUUUUUGAGAUGUGAAGAGCAAUCUCUGCUUCUUAGUGUCCUGUUUCACGAGCCUUAUAAAUGGGCAAGUGCAACUGAGCAUGUGUCAUUUGUGUCAUUAUUAUACAUGUUGACAUCUCAAGGUUAUGCAGUCCAGUGGGCAUCCCUACUUGAAAAAAAGUUGUUAUUGGGCAUACAAGCCGUAUAUGAACUUAAGGUGUAAUCCUUCUGUCUUUGCUGUGGCCAACAUAAGGAAAAGCAGGCUGAGAACUGGGCAACCUUGACUCCACUUGGGUCUGUGCACUGUGAGUAGCUCUGGAUCUUCAGGGACAGCAAAGUGUAGGCGCUGGGGCUGGGGUGAAUUCUUACUCUCCAACUCUGAACUAUCCUACUCUUGCACUUAGUGAAACUUCGUCAAUUACAUUAAUGCUGCUUACAUUAUGGUGUGCUGAUCUAAAGUUAAUGAGGAUUCCUACUGAAUCAGAUAAUGGUCUAUCCAAGCAGUUUCCUACCUCUGGUAAAGGGCUGAUACCUGCUGAGCUGGGAAAGCACAGAAUUGUAUAAGGUAACCUGUGAACUGAACUGUGCUUAAUAUGUGGGAGAGUAAGUUCCUUCCUGACCUCUUGAGAUGAUCAGUAUAUGCCUUGAAGCAUGAGAGUUGAUUGCCCUCAUAUAAGCUUGCAUAACUACAAACCUUACUGGAUAAAUAAUUACCUUGCCACUUAAAGAGAGAAAAAUCAGUUGCAGAAUGUGACUCAGUGCCUUUUGUAUCAGACUGUUCCAAGAAAUAUAAUAGUCUCUUAAUUGAAGUCCUUAUACCUUGAUAUUAAAAUGCAUUUCAUUGGCAUUGAUAUCAAAGAAAUGUUAAUGCUCCUACUUCUAAUCUUUCUUGAGAUGUAGUAUGUGUGAUUUUAAUGAAAAUCACUGUGCAUGACAUUCUUAUAAUAUCUAUUUUUUAAAAAAAGAAAAAAAGCAAUAUAUUUUAAAUGAAUCCAAGAACACCAUGUAGAUUGUGUGUUUAAUACCAAAAACAUUUUCUUGUGUUUCUAAGGCUGUUGCUAUAUUGAUGUGUGACAUGAAUUUUGAAUAAAAUUUUGCAUCUUGGUUUAUCUUGGGACUCUUCUUUCACUAGAUGGUUUUCCUUAGAACUUUCACAUGUCUGCUUAUGUGACUAAUCUAAUUGAAAAUGAUUAUGGGUACAAAAAAAUACUGCAUUUCUAUUUCUCUUUGGUUUUAUUUGCUUGAUUCUUGAUUCUCAUAAGUACAUAUGAGUUAAGAAUGGAGUCCGUAAGCUGGAAGUGGAAGUAUGCAUUUGCUUCAUGUAGCAUAAGGUGCUUUGAGUUGGCUUCUGUCUGUUUGCUUUUUUUUCAGUGUUUUGUAGAAGCCAAACUAAUUUUAAUGAGAUCACUGCUGGUAGCAUAGGGAGCACAGUUAGGCCUGUUACUGACCUCCUUGGAGCUCUUGUUUUGUACCAACAGACUAAAAAAGGGUAUAGAGUUGUGAACUCACUACAUAAAACCUGCCCGAACUUAAAUAGUCAAAAGCAAUCUCUUUUGGGAAGAGUCUGAUUUGAUACAGAGUUUCACUAUGGAGGCUGUUGUACACUAUGACUUCCUCACUUGCGUAUCAUGCAGGCUUUGCCCUAAGAGAGUACUUGGGUGCAUUAACUUCGGCUGAAGCUCAGGCUGGGUUCAUAAACUUGUAAAAUGGAAAUAUUAAUUCUAUUCCUAAAUGCAGAGGCCUUUUGAGUUAAGGAUGGUAUCCAUCUAACUUGAAUUUUAUGGCUAGCCUCAACUUUGUAAUUGGUGAGCUGAAACCACUGAUCUGAAUCGUUCUCUUCACUCUCAAAAGUUGGGCCUGAACUUCAUGGCUUGGUUUCACUUCCCCUUGGGAGUUGAUGCUGUCAUUAAUAUUAAUUUGUGAAGCUUCUUGUGCUUUCUACUUCCUUGAGUCUAUGAAGUUUGCUGGAUCUUGUCCUGCAUCUUCACUGCCGAAGGACAGUUCACACCCUUCAGUACCUCCUGUAAUUGUGUAAUUAGCUAACAUUUUUUCAUGGCCUUAGAUAUUCUAGCCUGUUAGCAUAGAUGUUUCUCCACCCAACAUCACAAGCUUUGAAAGUGCAGGAAGUUGGAGACAGUGUAAUUGUAUGAGACUUGACCUUGAGUGCUGGAGGUUUUAAUAAAUUACCAGGAAUGAGCCUUUUCUUUCCUUUGCACUUAUUGUAAGCAGUAGCUGUUGCCUUUGCAUAGAAGGAAAGCCAGUUCCCAGGAAUUGGUGUGUAGCCAGUUAUACCCAGACAGACAAGUUUCCCGAUGGGAAAUAAGAGGGGAUAUGCCCUUUCACAUGCACUAUGGCUGAGUGUGCACCGAUCUCCAGCAGGCUUGUGAGGGUAUGUCAUGUUUGGGAAGUGUGCCUGCUUCCUGAGUGUCUUUGCCCAGUCUUGCGAAUGCCCUUGGUGUGCAGAGAGAGAACCUGCUCUAUUGACAUGGCAGCCCUUUGCCAAGAGUGCUGGUGGGCCCACUUUAAUGAUCAUGUUCUGCAUAUUCCAGCUAAGGCCCCACUCAGGAUGGGCUGCCACAGCCGUAACCCAAGCUGGAAGCUGGGCUGCUGUUCUUAAGCAGCCCCAGGGAUUGCUUACGAGGUGGGAUUGCAGCCCUGUUGGGGCUGGGCAGGGAGGAGCUUUGCCAGCAAGCCUCUGGCCCUGUUCAUGGGUAUACUGGAUGGAGUCUGGGGCUGUCUGGGCUUGAGGGAGGUCAGCGCUGUUGUUGAAUGGUUGCAGGAAUCUGAUACUCUCCAUAAGCAGCCUGCAGGGUCUGGAUGCCAAGUUCUCCUUAACACCAACAAAAGCUGCGUCUCAGCGUCUUGUUCCCUGAGGUGUGGAGAGUCUGUCCUGAGCAAAGAGCCUCUGCUUUUUAUAUAUACACGUGGUAAUAGUUUGAUUAAGUGAACCACUAAGAAUUUUGGAGGGAAAAAAGGUGAUAAAUGCUUCCUGGUCUGAAAAUUGUCUGAAAUCCUAUUUUAGGAAUAGAUAGGAUGGCAUGAGAUAGCUUUCUCAAUUCUUUUUCUUUUGAAAAAGCAUUUGACCACAGAGAGCUUGGCAUGGAAAUAUUUUCUUUCCAAGUCCUGGCAACUGUUAGCUGGCUUUGCAUAUGUUCUCUUCAACAGUAAAAGCUAUGUGGAAAUGUUUUCCUUAAAGAAAAAAAUUAGAACCAAAAGCAAAGCUUCUUUUUUCUUCAAUAUUUCCUUAUUUUGUACCUUGAAUCCCCAAAACCUCUGGCAAAUUUUAGUUCUUCUCCAGUGAUAUUUAGCUAUGGCUCUGCCAUGCUGUUGGUAAUUUCACUAGCAGUAGCUCAGCUCUGCCUCAAACAGAAAAAUGUAUUCCCUUGGAUGUGCACUCUUGAUCAAAUGCUGUGAUUCCUGUUGUAAUAC